Chelonoidis abingdonii (Abingdon island giant tortoise) is the source of this 3084-nucleotide messenger RNA. The record is from RefSeq and is a predicted model, not a curated record. NCBI's taxonomy places the organism in Eukaryota, Metazoa, Chordata, Testudines, Testudinidae.
UGGAGCAGACGUCGUGGGAAGUGAGGUACCGUGGUCCUUUGGGCCACGGGGGUCCUAUCAGCCGGCAGAGUUUCUAUUGGCUUUGCCCAUCUCCGUGGUGUCUGACGUCCAGGUGGCUGCUGCUCCCCUGCCCUGGCGCAGUGACUGUGUCUGGUGCAGGGCUGGGGUGGCUGCCAGGCAGGGCCCCCCUGGUGUCGAGUCCAGGGGGCAUGAGCCAGGUCAGUGGCAGUUGGGCCCGUGGCCUCGCUGACCAAGGGCCACCAUGGCGAAGCGCGAGGCCAGCGCCAGCCCCGUGGUGCGGCAGAUCGACAAGCAGUUCCUGGUGUGCAGCAUCUGCCUGGACCGGUACCACAACCCCAAGGUGUUGCCUUGCCUGCACACCUUCUGUGAGCGGAUACCCCUCUGCCUGCACAGCUUCUGUGAGUGGGGGAGAUGGCGCCUCGCCCAGCCUAAAGGUGUCACCGGGCAAGGGGAGACGGGUGCUUUCCUCUGGGGGUCGGUCUACAUACACCCCGUCAGGGACCAUGGAUGGACCCCAUUGUACCGCCAGCUGGGACAGGAGGAGAAAGGGAACCACGAACUGUUCAAGCAGGCCGUGCUGCGCGAGUUUGGGCUGACUCCUGAGAUGUACCAGGAGAGGUUCCGGAGUGCCCGCCUCUCGUGCCGGUUGUCCGCGGUGGGACAUUCCUCUUGGGGCUCUGGGCGCCACACUCCUUGGCGCCGACAUCCGAUGGCGUCCUCUCGGGCUCUGGGCCGCCCUGUGCUGCGUCGCGGCGUGCCGCCUCCUCGUGCCGGUGUCCGGGUGGGACCUUCCUUGGGCAUCUGGGCGCCACCUCCCUGCGCGACAUCGAGUGCACGAUCCUCUCGGGGCUCUGGGCGCCGCCUCCUGGUGCGGCGUCGGGUGGACGUUCCUCUCGGGCUCGGGCGCCGCCUCCUGGUGCCGGCGUCCGGUGGAGCGUUCCCUCUCGCGGCUCUGGGUGCCCCCUGGCGCGCGGCUGUCCGGGUGAUGGAGUUCUACUGCGAGUCGUGCGAAACGGCCAUGUGCCGUGAGUGCACAGAGGGCGAGCACCGGGAGCACGUCACCGUGCCGCUGCGCAACGUGGUGGAGCAGCACAAGGCCUCGCUGCAGCAGCAGCUCGACGCUAUCAAGAGCCGGCUGCCCCAGCUGACGGCUGCCAUUGGGCUGGUGACCGAGAUCAGCAAGCAGCUCAUGGAGCGGAAGAACGCCGCCGUGGGCGAGAUCAGCGGCUCCUUCGCGGAGCUGGAGCAGGCCCUGCAGCAGCGCAAGGGGCUGCUUGUGCGUGACCUGGAGGCCACCUGCAGCGCCAAGCAGAAGGUGCUGCAGGCCCAGCUGGAUGCCCUGCGGCAGGGCCAGGAGAACAUCCUGAGCAGCUGCACGUUCACGGAGCAGGCGCUGCACCACGGCACGGAGACGGAGGUGCUGCUGGUGAAGAAGCAGAUGAGUGAGCGGCUCAGCGCGCUGGCCAGCCAGGAGUUCCCCGAGCAGCCGCAGGAGAAUGACCAGCUGGACUACGUGGUGGAGACAGACGGCGUCCGCAAGUCCAUCCUCAACCUGGGCGUGCUUAUCACCACCAGCGCCAUCGCCCACAAGACGGUGGCCACAGGCGAGGGGCUGCGGCAUGCAGUGGUGGGGCAGCCCUCCUCCCUCACCAUCACCACCAAGGACAAGGACGGCGAGCUGGUGCGCAGCGGCAGCGCCAGCCUGCAGGCCCAGGUUACGGCGCCUGAUGGCGGCCGGGCUGAGGUCGAAGUGCUGGACAACAAGAACGGCACCUACGAGCUGGUGUACACGCCGCGGCAGGAGGGCGACUUCCUGCUCUCCAUCCUGCUCUAUGGGCAGCCCAUCAGGGGCAGCCCCUUCCGCACCAAGGCCCUCAAGGCCUGCGAUAUGCCUCCCUCGCCCGACGACGUGAAGCGCCGCGUCAAGUCUCCCAGCAGCGGGCACAUCCGGCAGAAGGCUGUGCGGCGCCCCUCCAGCAUGUACGGCAGUGGCAAGAAGAAGGAGAACCCCAUUGAGGACGAGCUCAUCUUCCGCGUAGGAAGCCGAGGCCGGGAGAAGGGGGAAUUCACCAACCUGCAGGGCAUCUCCACCUCCAGCUCUGGUCGCAUUGUGGUGGCUGACAGCAAUAACCAGUGUGUGCAGGUCUUCUCCAAUGAGGGCCAGUUCCGGCUGCGCUUCGGCAUGCGGGGCCGCUCCCCUGGGCAGCUGCAACGCCCUACUGGCGUCACGGUCGACAUGAACGGGGACAUCAUCAUCGCCGACUAUGACAACCGCUGGGUUAGCAUCUUCUCCCCCGAGGGCAAGUUCAAGGUGAGAGGGCAGGGCAGAGCCUUGUUCCCCGGUGGCGGCCGGGCCCCCCCCAGCCCCUCGGCCUGCCCAAGUGCCACGCUCUGGGGGCUUCCCAGCCCAUGGCAGUCCUCCACUGAGCCAACGCCCCCUCCAGGUUCCAGCGUGGCUCCGCCUCUCCCCCAGGUGUACAGCGCCGACGGCGAGUUCCUCUUCAAGUUCGGCUCCCACGGGGAGGGAAACGGGCAGUUCAACGCCCCCACCGGCGUGGCUGUCGACUCCAAUGGCAACAUCAUCGUGGCCGACUGGGGCAACAGCCGGAUCCAGGUAGGCAGCGAGGUCUGGGACCUACCAGGGGGUCUCUGGGAACCUGCCAGGCUGGCAGUUCCUCCCCUCCCCCCGACAUUGGCAUUGCCGUCUCCAGCAUUAGAGAAAUGCCCCAUCCCUCCUUGACUCUGAGUGCUGGCCCCAUUGUUUCUGGUGGCAGUGGGUUCCAUAGGCUCGUCACACACAGAGUGGGAGGAGAUUUCCCUGGUCCAUGAGACCAUCCCCAGGGCUGACCAGCUUCUGACUGGCCCUGGUGGGUAGUGAUCCGGGACGUGGCUGAGACCCUCCUUGGGCCUGGCACUGUGAUGGCGGGGCAGGGGCCCAGGUUGUUCCGGGCGGUGGGGAGACCCUGUCGGAGGGCGAUGCCACGGCUCUGCAGUACAUAAGAACAGCGAGACUGGGUCAGACCAAAGGUCCAUCUAGCCCAGUAUCCUGUCUACCAACAGUGG